GCUUCUUUAAAUCAAACCUUCUUUCCCACUUCUCUCCCAAGCUAGGGAGGAAAGAAAGAAAGAGAUUCAAAAUUCCAUCAUUUCUUUUCUCCCCAACAUGAAGAAUGGUAACACAAAACUCAUCCUCCUCCACCCUUACAUCCAAAAGCAAGGAACCUCAAAUCGCUUAUGGCUUCUAGCUUUCAUUUCAUUCUUCACCCUUGCCUUCCUUGCCACCUUAAUCUACACAAGAGAGUCCACCUCUGCCAUCACCGCCGCCGCCUCUGCCUCCUCCCCUGUUUCAGGUUUCAGCAGCACACCUUUACCCUCCAUUGUAAUCAACACUCUCCUCCACUAUGCCUCAAAAUCAAACGACACCUACCACAUGCCUUACUCAGAUAUCAAACCAAUCUCCGACGUGCUCAGAAAGUGCUCCACACCCUGCAAUUUCCUCAUCUUUGGCCUCACCCAAGAGACCCUCCUCUGGAAAGCCCUGAACCACAAUGGCAGAACCGUCUUCAUCGACGAAAACCGCUACUACGCCGCAUAUUUCGAAGAAAAGCACCCAGAGAUUGACGCCUAUGAUGUUCAGUACACCACCAAGAGAAGUGAGAUGAAGGAGCUCAUAGCCAUGGCAAAAGAACAGGUAAAAAAUGAGUGCAGGCCAGUGCAGAAUCUUCUGUUUUCAGAGUGCAGGCUUGGGCUCAAUGACCUUCCCAAUCAUGUAUAUGAGGUGGAUUGGGAUGUCAUCUUGGUGGAUGGACCCCGGGGUGACUGGCCUGAUGCUCCUGGCAGAAUGUCGGCGAUCUUCACCGCGGGCGUUCUCGCCAGGAGCAAGAAGGGUGGGAAUCCAAAGACACAUGUGUUUGUGCAUGACUUCUGUGGAAAAGUUGAGAAGACUUGUGGGAAUGAGUUUUUGUGCAAAGGGAAUUUAGUGGAGGCAACUGGGACUUUGGGACACUAUGUGCUUGAAAAAAUGGAUGAAAGUAGCGUUCAUUAUUGUAAGAAUCACUCAUCAUCUUCAGGAACUGCUUCAUCAUCUUAAUUACUAUCAGCUAGCUUUGUUAAAAAUCAUCCUAUUCCUGAUCAUAAUUGGUCUAUAGUCCAUCGGGGUAUUUAUGAUCCUUUUGAGUUUUGAUUGUUACAUUGGGUUACUUCUUGAGCUUGUAAAAAAUAAUUCUUUCAUUUGGUGGGACUGGAAAUUCUAGUUUCUUCAAUGUACCCAAGCUUCCAAAAUUUCAGAUGAGGAUUCUGAUUACAAAAUAGAAUAAGCUGGUGUAUUAGGUUGUAAAUUUGUAAUGCCAUGGAAAACAAUAUAGGAUAAGGUGUGCAUAUAUGGUACAAUAAUUUGUAAGUAUUCUUUUUUGAGAAAUUAAAUAAACCUUAAUUGUAAUGUGAACAUAUAA
Molecule: messenger RNA, 1385 nt
Organism: Lotus japonicus
Lineage: Eukaryota; Viridiplantae; Streptophyta; Magnoliopsida; Fabales; Fabaceae
Product: protein IRX15-LIKE-like
Exons: 1
Coding region: 98-1024 (308 amino acids)
Biological process (GO): xylan biosynthetic process
Source: RefSeq, a predicted model, not a curated record